Messenger RNA from Acanthosepion pharaonis, 1062 nucleotides. The record is from the annotation of a GenBank genome assembly. Lineage: Eukaryota; Metazoa; Mollusca; Cephalopoda; Sepiida; Sepiidae.
AUGAUCCCUAUCUUCAUUUUUACUAUCCUUUUCACCUUCCUUUUCUUUACAUUUCUUUUUCUUUCGUUUUCUUUUGUUGCCUUUCUUUUUUCUUUUUAUCAUUUCUUUUACUUUUCCUUCUAUCUUCUUUUCUUUUCUUUCUUUAUUCUUGAAUCAUUUCUUUCUUUUCUUUUUCCUUCUAUUUUUCUUUCCUUUUUCCUUCCAUGUUCUUUUCUUCCCUUUCUUUUUCUUUCUAUCUUCUUUUCUCCCCCUUUUUCUUCUAUCUUUUCUUCACAUUCUUUUCCUUUUAUCUUCAUUUCUUCUCUUUCUUUUUUCUUCAGUCUUUUAUUCCCUUUCCUUUUCUUUCUAUUUUUCUUUUCUUUUUCUUUCUAUCAUUUCUUCAGAUUCUUUUUCCUUCUUUCAUUCCCUUUCUUUCUUGUUCUAUAUUUUCUUCUCAUUCUUUUAUCUUUUUUCUUCCCUUUUUCCAUCUCCUUUUCUAGUCUUUCUUUUUCCUUCUAUCUUCUUUUCGUCCCUUUCUUUAUCCUUUUCUCUUCUUUAUUUUUCUUUCAGUCUUCUUUUCUCCCCUUUCUUUUUCUUUUUCUCUCAUUCACUUCUUUUUUUUCCUCUUUUUUAACGAAUCCUUUCCCACCCACGAAACGCAUUUACCAAACAGUUUUCCCUUUACUUAACGAAGUUGUUCAUAGCUCCAUAGAAAACCUUGUUUAUAACAUUAUGAGGCAAAGUCAGGCCAUGUCUUUUUCUUUUUAUCUACCUCUGUCCAUAUCUAUCUAUCUCACUCAGUCUGUUCAUAUCUAUCUAUCUAUCUAUCUAUCUAUCUGUUCAUAUCUAUCUAUAUCUCAGUCUGUUCAUAUCUAUCUAUCUAUCUAUCUAUCUAUCUAUCUAUCUAUGUCCUUUCAUUAUCUAUCUAUCUAUCUAUCUAUCUAUCUAUCUAUCUAUCUAUCUAUCUAUGUAAUUCAGUUUGUUCUAUCUAUCUAUCUAUCUAUCUAUCUAAGGCAUUUAAUUAUACCUACCUACAUCUAUCUAUCUAUCUAUCUAUCUAUCUAUCUAUCUAUCUUAGUCUGA